GGCAGGCUCUGGAGAGAAGAAGCCCCCACGCUGCCGCGAUGAUCCGGAGAAGCAGUGGGGGUGCAAUCUCCAGCCCUGUGUUGGACCGCACCUCCUCACCCUGGCCCGUGUAGCAUCCCUACGGAUGCAGCGGCACCGGGUUGGCGAGGAAGGGAAAGAGGGGGGGGAACCCCCAGUUUGUGCGGAGAGAGGAGGAGGGUGGUGGGACGUGCCGCUGCGCGCCGGGACGGUGCCGUGCGGGGGGUGACAGCCGCAGCCCGGCGGCUUGCGGGGGCGGCUCGGGGCCGCCAGGCUGCGCUCUCGGUCCGGCCGCCGCGCCUGCCGCCCUCCCCGGGCGACCGGGGCUUGGGGCACGGCAGAGCCUCGCCGCGAGCGGGCGGUCCCGGGACGGCGGCGGCGGCGGCACCACCGGCGGCGGCACCUGCGGCGGCGGGGACAGGCAGGGCUCGGCGGCCCGUCCGCGCCCCUCGCCCGGCCCGGCAUGACGCGGCGGCGCCCCGGCGGCGGCGGGAGGUGGGUGCCGGUAGCCCUGGCCGCGCUCCUGGCCCUGAGAGGUCUGGUGUGUCCUCUGGAGGUUUCUGUCAGUUCAGGGAGUAUCCAGGUUGCCCGAGGCCAGACAGCAGUAUUGCCCUGCACCUUCACCACUAACGCUGCUCUCACUAACCUUAAUGUCAUCUGGAUGGUCAUUCCUCUUUCUAACGCCAACCAACCUCAACAGGUUAUUCUCUACCAAGGGGGUCAGAUCUUUGGUGGUGCACCUCAGUUCUAUGGGAGAGUGGGGUUUGCUGUGACAAUGCCAACCACCAGUGCCUCCAUCUUCAUCAACAACACUCAGCUAUCGGAUACUGGCACAUACCAGUGUUUGGUCAACAAUCUUCCCGACCGAGGCGUCAGGAAUAUUGGAGUCAUUGGACUUACUGUCUUGGUUCCUCCUUCUGCCCCGCUUUGCAGAAUCCAGGGGUCCCUGGACGUGGGCAGCGAUAUCACACUGACCUGCAGCUCAGAAGAAGGCAUUCCCCGGCCAACAUACCUCUGGGAGAAACUGGACAAUGUUCCCAAGUUGCCCCCAACUGCCACACAAGACCAAGUCCAGGGCACUGUCACUCUCCGAAAUAUCAGCACUGUGUCCUCAGGUCUUUACCAAUGUGUGGCUUCAAAUGCCAUUGGAACCAGCACUUGCCUUCUGGACCUGCAAGUCAUUGCACCCCACCCACGGAGUAUUGGCCUGAUUGCAGGAGCAGUGGCCACGGGCGCCGUUGUGCUCGUUGUUUGCAUCGUGUUGGUGGCCGUGGCACUGUUCUACUGGAAAAAUAAACACAAAGAAGAAGAAGAGGAGGAAAUUCCAAAUGAGAUAAGGGAGGAUGACCUGCCACCCAAAUGCUCCUCUGCCGCAAAGACGUUCCAUGCUGAUGCGUCCUCAUCAGAGAACGACACCCUCACCUCCUCCAACACCUACAACAGCCGCUACUGGAAUGACCCCAAAGCCAACCACGCCACAGACUCCUUCACUCGCUUCAGCAACAGCAACGAUGCUCACCAGCCCCCCUUCUCCCGCUCAGGGAGCACGAGUGCCCGCCCUGUCUAUGCCAAUGGCGGCCACCCAUCCCCGGCUCCCCCUAAGACACUGGUGGUGACGGCCAGCACAGCGCCGUCCCCUCAGGAGGUGAUCCGGAGCAAUGGUUCAGUCAGCAGGAAGCCACGGCUGCCACACACCCGUUCCUAUGCAGUCAGUCAGGCCACGCUGGAGCGUAUCGGGGCUGUUCCCGUCAUGGUGCCCGCCCAGAGCCGGGCUGGCUCCCUUGUGUAGGACUGUGUCAGCUGCUGAGAGCUGAGCAAGGAGCCUCUCAUACCUGGUGGGGCGAAGAGACCCUACACCUUCUUGAAAGGCAGUGAGGCAGAAGGGGGGCACACAUUUAACCUCUCCACCCUGUCCUCCCCGCUUGAGGCCACUGCCAGCUGGUGGGACAGCCCUGUCCAGGCCGCUUUCCCCACAGCUGUUGGAGCUCCUCCUGCUGAUGGACACCACAGAUGUGCCAAGGCCAGAGGAGCAGAGAGGGCGGGACAUGCUCCCCGGCUGCUGGGCCCCAGCUGGGAUACGUACCUGGACCUGACCUUGGAAGGAACUUUUGUUUUUAUUUCCUGUUGGUUUUGUUGGGGACUGAUUCCAUCCAUUUGGGUCUUUCAGGGCGGUUCGGGGAGAUAUAUAUAUAUAUUAAUUUUUUUCUGUUGUUAUUGCUAUUUUUUUUCUAAGAGGACGACAGCCUGCGUUCGGGCAGGGAAGGCUGAGCAGCCCCAGCUCCCGCUCCAUAGCCCUGGCUCUGCCUGUCAGAUUAGGGAGAAUAGUGCACUGGGGCCUGAUUUGAGGGGGCAUGGGAGACAGGCUGGAGGAGCGAGAUGAAGGCACAGCCAGCAGCCUGGUCAAGGGGAUGGUUGGGUUAGGGUGUGGACUGGGGAGAAUUUGUCUUUAUUUUUUGCAGUUCUUCUCCCACCUCAAUAUACAUGCAGACAAACACACACACAUGCACACACACACACAUACACACACACAGAUACAUGCAGGUCCUUCUCAGGCUGGGUGUUUUUCCUGCAUUAGGUUGGGAUGCCACCAGAGCCCUAUUUAUAGCUGUGGAGGAUGAAGCCAUGUGAGCAUCUUUCCUUGAGACACUCCACGUGUCGCUGCUGCUGCUGCUAUAGGGCUUGCAUCUCUUUUUUUUUUUUUUCUUGGGGUGUUGCUGGGGUUAUUCAGGAGGCAGAGAGAAGCCAGGUGGUGUGGUAGAGCACCAAGCAGGUUCAUGAGGCAUCCAAUCCCCUGGGCUACUCUGGUUUAGGACAAGUGACUUCAAACCCCAGCUUUGAUGUUUGCCUGGUGGGUUUUGCUCAUCAGGGUACCCAGGGUUGGCCAGCAUGGAGGGCACAUGGCAGGCUUGGGGCCUUCAGAGGCAUCAGAGAUUUCAUUUCUGCUCUCCCAUGUGCACAUACAGGCUGGCAGGAUUCGUAUGCAAAUACCUUUCUUUAGAAAGCAGAGGCUUAAUGGAGGCCCACAUGCUAUAUCUCUGCCUCCCCUUCUUCCCUCAAUGUCCCGGGACAUGGUACUGGUGGCAUCUGCCAGUGGCUCUGCCAUCUCCUUGCGGUCAGGCAGGUGGUUGUAGCUGGCAUCUCUACUUUUUUCUAUUGCAACUAAAUAGCCUUAAUCAAAGCCAAGAGUUGAAACCUCUGAAGGAAUCUGACGCCAUUUGGAGGGCUGGACUCAGGGCUGGGUUUUUGCCUCCUAGAGAGCACUGGCUCGAAGAGGCCAUGUCUGGAUGGAUGUCUUGGCCCUCCCACAUAACACCAACCUUUGCACAGGAAAAAGCAAUGAUCACCUCCAAAAGCACCAGAGCCCUCACAGGUCUGCUCUUGGAAAAGCAAUGUGGGGAAUCACAGGUGACUUUCAAUAGUUCUCACAUUGGAAAAAGGGUCUGUUUAAGCCAACAGAUUCUUCCUCAUCCCCACUUUCCUUGUCCUGGCACGGCUUUACUUUCCCUAGCAGUGCACAAACCUUGGGCAGGGCCUUCUACCUGAGCAGUACCUUUCAAAUGAAAGCACAGACUCUGAGGAAGAGGAGGAAGAGGUGAGGGCUGGGUUCCCAUAUGGACACACUGGCUUUUUGGGAGGCUGGAAGCUCCCAAGCAGCACUAGGUUUGAAACUUGGCUGAGAUUUUGUGCCUUCUUUGCUUAAAAAAAAAAAAAAAAAAAAAAAAAAAAAAAGAGAGAAAUCCAACUUCCCUUCCUUCCCCCUCUACACAACUCCAUCCAGAAUGGGUGGAAUGGGUGCAAACCCCUGCAGUGGUGCAGGCAGGUAGUAGUUGCUCUAUGUGUGCACACACAUUUCACUGGAGCAGUUCUCUUUCCUGCCUAUCUGCUCACUUUGCUGCUGGGUGGUAAGAUUGACGGGGGAAGAAGAGUGGCUUUAGAAACCCUAACGUGGGAGGGGAGAAAAAACAACAAAGAAAAGCUCAGACACAUUCUCUCUGCUUUUGUAACAACCCCUGUGUGACAUUUACAGGAACACUGCCCUCAGCAGGCGCCCUCCUCUACUGGGAAAGCUCUUCUGGUUCCUACCCUCCAUGAGACUGUUUGCUCCUCUUUCUUUGUUCUUUCUAAUUGUAUAAAAUUCAAUAAAACUUUAUUCAUAUAAAAAAAGGA
Neopelma chrysocephalum (saffron-crested tyrant-manakin) is the source of this 4185-nucleotide messenger RNA. RefSeq names its product immunoglobulin superfamily member 11 (gene IGSF11). The coding region runs from base 482 to 1807 and encodes 441 amino acids. Lineage: Eukaryota; Metazoa; Chordata; Aves; Passeriformes; Pipridae. Gene Ontology annotation, cellular component: cell-cell junction. The transcript is spliced from 7 exons. The record is from RefSeq and is a predicted model, not a curated record. Gene Ontology annotation, biological process: homophilic cell-cell adhesion. Gene Ontology annotation, molecular function: ionotropic glutamate receptor binding.